Molecule: messenger RNA, 1148 nt
Organism: Ylistrum balloti
Lineage: Eukaryota; Metazoa; Mollusca; Bivalvia; Pectinida; Pectinidae
Product: large ribosomal subunit protein mL49-like
Biological process (GO): translation
Cellular component (GO): ribosome; mitochondrial large ribosomal subunit
Molecular function (GO): structural constituent of ribosome
Source: RefSeq, a predicted model, not a curated record
AUGCGUUAUUUACUGAAUCACGUUUCAACGAGAGGUAAAAAAUCCAAGAUGUCUGCGCCCGUCAAAGUGCUUUGGUCUUUUUCAAAGCGAUUAGUUUUGGGGAAAUGUCAUUUUUCAACGAGAUUUGUGUCAACGUCCUCAGUAAACUGUCGGUCUUCUAGAUAUCUGCCAGAAUAUACUGACUAUGAAGUUUCCAAAGAAGACUUUAAAUAUGUUAAGAAGCUUCUGCCCUCGGAUACUGUGCCUGAGCCACCUGAAGUCAGUGGACCUACUGCAUCAGGCUGGGUGCCACAGAAAGAGAUCGACAAUAACGCCUACUGGAUAAGACGGACAAAGAACCACAUGCUUCCAGUUUAUUUACAAGAAAAGAACGGAGGUUUGGACCGUGUAACCAAGAUCGGGAAAAUAGAAGGGGACAUCUGGGCAUUCGAUAAAGACCUCCGCAAUGCAGUUGGGAAAAAAGUCAACAAGAGAAUUCUGACUCAGAUCAAUGAAGUUUCUCGCAGCAUUAAACUAAGGGGAAAUUAUGUGAAAGAAGUAGGAGAGUUCCUAGUGAGUCAAGGACUAUAACGUUAGAGAAAUGUAGGAAUACUGUGUGUGGAAACUUGUAAAUACUGUGUGAUAGAACAUAGGAAUAAUGUGUUGGAAAAUAUGAAUACAGUAUGUGAUCUGUCUGAAUCAGAAAUGUAUUAGCUGAGUGAAAGCGAUGGAUGUACAGCAUUGGAAUGGAUGUUGAAGUUGUCUGAAUGUAUCAUAACCGAGAGUACAUGUAAAGCUGACUGUGUGGAUGGUAAGGAAUGUGCUAUAUCAAAGCAAAGAAGUAUGGGUAAACUAUAAUUGUACAGUGUUUGAUGUUUGCUUUUCUAUGAAUUGCAAGGUUUAUUGUGCUUUAAUAAUAAUUAAAAAAAAAAAUCAAUCAUAGAAAUUAUGUUAUGUUUGGUAAACACAUGAACUGCAAUAUUGAAAGAUUUUGAACAUAAGUGAUUUUUGAAUGAAAAAAUUAAAAAAUGUCUGAAAGGCACUGAAUGCUCCAAUUUCUAUUCAGACUGGUAUCAUUGUUCAGCAAAUUUUAUCUGAAUAUUUGUAGUGACCUUGAAACGUGAACUCAUUCAACAAAUUCCGUCUUCUCGUGAUUAUUGUUUGAUGAA